GGGGAUUUGACCACUCCAGUGAGAGCUUCCUAGAUAUUUCUUAAUUUGGAAGUCCCGGAAGUUUAGGGUCCUUUGCGCAUUGACUGACAGGAAGGCUGCGUAAGACGCAGCAGACGGAAGGCACCGAUAUCUUUCCCGGGAUAUUAGAAAGUCUUCGAAAGCACAACGUGAAGAUUCACUAGGGGCCUACAUUUAAAGACUUGUCGACAUGGAAACACUCGUGGAACGUCUGGAGCAGACUGUGAUUCGCCUGGAGCAGGUGUCCCUUAAGAUGCAGGCGUCCAAUGGUAUGGACAACGGGGCUUGUGUCAAUGGCAUCAGUGGAGUGUCCCAGUACGUGGACGCCUAUGACUGUCUGCUGCGGGGCCCAGUGUCAGAGUACCUGAGGAACAGCCGUGCGAUAGGAGCAGAUGUGGAGAAACACGCAGAGAUGGUGAACAAUGCCCUGCAGAUCCAAAGGACUUUCCUCAAAAUGACAGCCACGCACCAAGAGCCUGCACAGACAGACCUCUCGGACCUGUUGAAACCCAUAUCGGAGCAGAUCCAUCUUAUCCAGAGCUUUCGGGAGCGUAACCGUGGCAGCAGCCUCUUUAACCACUUGUCGGCUGUCAGUGAGAGCAUCCCAGCGCUGGGCUGGGUCGCUGUGACUCAGAAGCCCGGUCCCUACGUGAAGGAGAUGAACGAUGCUGCCACCUUCUACACCAACAGAGUCCUUAAGGACUACAAAGACUCAGACAAACAGCAUGUGGAGUGGGUACGUUCCUACCUGUCAAUCUGGACAGAGCUGCAGAACUACAUCAGACAUCACCACACCACUGGUCUUGUCUGGAGCAACACAGGUCCCAUUGCUACUUCCACACUUUGCACGCCCGUCCCUGGCUACCCCUGCCCCCCUCCACCACCACCACCCCCUCCCCCCGGACCUCCCCCAGGCUCCAUGGAUGAGACUCCCCAGCCUGAUCGCAUGGCCAGCCAGCAUGCAGCCCUGUUCGCCCAGCUGAACCAGGGGGAGGUCAUCACCAGUGGCCUGAAACAUAUUUCGGAAAACCAGAAGACUCACAAGAACCCCGGCCUGCGAUCCCAGGGAGGGGUCCAUCCCUCCACCACCUCAAGGAACAGGGCCCCCGGGGGCUUCUCUGGCAGAGGCCCCCCCCAGAAAAGACCCCCUCUGCUGGAGCUGGAGGGAAAGAAAUGGCGCGUGGAGAACUUUGAGCAGAAUCAUGACCUGAUCAUCGAGGACACAGAGCUGUGCCAGGUUGCCUAUAUCUACAGCUGCAGCAACUCCACCCUGCAGAUCAGGGGCAAGAUCAAUUCCAUCAUUGUUGACAACUGUCAGAAGCUGGGCCUGGUGUUUGACAACGUGGUUGGUAUUGUAGAGAUCAUCAAUUCCAAGGACAUUAAGUUGCAGGUACUAGGGAAGGUUCCCACCAUCUCCAUCAACAAGACAGAGGGCUGCCAUGUCUACCUGAGCAAGGAGGCCCUAGACUGUGAGAUAGUCAGUGCCAAGAGCUCUGAGAUGAAUAUCCUGGUACCUCAGGGUGAUGAUGACUUCAGAGAGUUCCCAGUCCCUGAGCAGUUCAAGACCGUCUGGGAUGGUUCUAAACUGGUGACGGAACCCACAGAGAUCGCUGGCUGAUCGAUGCUUCAUCCCCAACAUCAUCAUCAUCAUCCCUUGUGCUUUUGUGGAUAAGGGAAUGGGUUCAAUGCACGGAGAUGAUGGUAACCUGAUGUAGCAAGCAGAAACAACUGCACUAAGCUAAUAAAAAAUAGGUUGUAGUUUAGCAUUGAGAUUAAGGUUGUCACGGUAUUUGAUUUUCACAAUUCGAUUAUCUUGGCCAAAGUAAUUUACAAUAACAAAAACCAAUAUAUAAGACUUUGUCAAAUUCAUAACUUUGUUUGUGUGUGUUAUAUGAGUGUAGGGAGGUAGAGAGAUAGUCUGUAACCAUAACUCUACAAAUUAAAAGCAUACAAAAAUAACAAUUAAAUUUCCGGUCAGUUCCGACAAUUUAAUUAACUCUAGUCAAUAAAUCGAAAACUAUCUUUCCCCCCAAAAAAUGUCUGUUCUCGAACAUGGCUCAAAAUAAUAGCAUUUUCAUAUAAUAUGCUGAAAACCGAUUCAUUUUAAACCAAUCAGAAAUGUCAGUCACAUGAAAAAUGAACUAAAGACUCAUACCUGAAGACCCUGUAGAGUGGCGAAUGAAUCAUUUCUGUUUCCUCUACUGAGCCUAUUCAUCUUUCACGAUGCACGGCCACGAGAAGAUGAACGAAUCACUCUCUGAGACGACUCGUUACUCCCGAGUCAUAUUAGAGAUUUGUUAAAAGUGAACAAAUCGUUCAUGCAGAACACAUCACGAAACACAAUUACCCACAAUCCUCAAAUCACUCCACUGAGUGCUCAACCAGACACCCACAAAAUAUGUCGUCCAGUUACAGGGUGUAUGACACUAUACCCGGAAUCUAACACGUCGGAAUUCCACUUUAUAAAUUGUUGUCCCAUGUAGCGCCUUCAUCACUGAAGAACACCUCAUUUGUCUUACAUUUGUGUGCCAUAGCAAUAAAGGCAUUUAUAUAAGUAUGGUAAUGGCUACAUACAGUACGUACUUCCUAUUUACACCUGUGUCCAAUUUGAAAUGGUGAAGUACAGUAUGUCUCAGACCUAAAAGGGAUUCUUUUCACCUAAAGAUGGUCAGUAUUUCACUGUUUCUUGGUUUGUGCUUCUUUAUAUUUGAUGUUUGGGGUGUUUUUCAGUUGAUCAGCGGCAGAGAGGGUGAAGGUAUGGCAGGAGUAAUCAUGACAGCUGAAGGGGUUAAAACAGGAUAUAGAACAGUGCAGAUACUUCAUUGGCUGGCGUAUUAAAUUGAGGCCUUAGAAGAUGCUAUGAGUAAAAAGUAUACAGUAUGUUAUAGUAUGACAGAAGCCGUAGAAUUGUUUGUGUUUGCCUUAUUAUGUAAGAUCAAUUAUGCUGAAAAGCUGAUUAUGUUGAUGGUGUUGUACAUUCUAGUUAAAACUCAGUGAGGUUUAAGCCUGGCCAGAUUUUACUGUGUUCAAGCAGCUCUUAUAAAGCAACUAAUUGUUCAGAGGUCUGUUAGUAGAGGAAUUCAGUAUAAAUCAAUGUGCCUUCUAAUCAAAAGUAUAUAUAGUCUUUCAAAAUGCAGCUUUUACAACCGUAAGAAUAUUUUGUGUCAGGUGUAAUUGUGCAUAGAAGGGUCUUUAUACUUUUGAUGUCAACAGUACAUGAUCAUUAGAUUACCAGCACUGUAUACCUUUAUGCUAAAACAUAAUAGAAAUUGACAGUUUGUGCCCAUCCAUUAUUAUUACACCAACUUUAUUACGUACUGGGCUUUGCAUCGGGCAAAGAUGCGUAGAGACACCAGCAUAGAAGAUUAGUUCACCAUUAGUGCUUUCACAACGUUUAAGUCAACACAAAUGAAUACAAUAUAAAUGUGACUAUACGUUUUUCUAAAUAAAUAAAAAUUGUCCAA
Messenger RNA from Osmerus eperlanus (European smelt), 3482 nucleotides. RefSeq names its product cyclase associated actin cytoskeleton regulatory protein 2 (gene cap2). Gene Ontology annotation, molecular function: adenylate cyclase binding; actin binding. The transcript has 13 exons. The record is from RefSeq and is a predicted model, not a curated record. Gene Ontology annotation, cellular component: cytoplasm. Bases 209 to 1636 code for a protein of 475 amino acids. Gene Ontology annotation, biological process: actin filament organization; cell morphogenesis; cytoskeleton organization. Lineage: Eukaryota; Metazoa; Chordata; Actinopteri; Osmeriformes; Osmeridae.